Messenger RNA from Aspergillus brunneoviolaceus CBS 621.78, 678 nucleotides. RefSeq lists its product as uncharacterized. The record is from RefSeq and is a predicted model, not a curated record. The coding region runs from base 146 to 562 and encodes 138 amino acids. The transcript is spliced from 4 exons. Gene Ontology annotation, cellular component: endoplasmic reticulum membrane. Gene Ontology annotation, biological process: protein N-linked glycosylation; cellular response to oxidative stress. NCBI's taxonomy places the organism in Eukaryota, Fungi, Ascomycota, Eurotiomycetes, Eurotiales, Aspergillaceae.
GGGAGGGGAGGGGUGGGCGGCGGCGAUAGUUGGGAGUGUCGGGCAAGACUGGGAUGUUGAGCGAAGAUUCCGAGUCACCGAAGUGGCUUUGGCGAUUAUGUGGUGCUGUGCAUCCGCAUAUCUUUCUUACUUUUUUGCUGAUUGUAUGAUGUCUCGAUGGCUUUUGAACUAUACCCCGCCAGCUGUUGUUAUUCGUCUCCUCACUACGAACGGGUUGAUUGCUUAUAUAACUUCUUGGGUCCUUUAUCUUUCCGGGGCUUCUUAUGACCCCCGUCUGCUUCUCCCUGCCUGGAUCUCCAUCACGACGACCCUCACCUUUCUCUACCACGCCACGCAAAACCAUGCCACGAUCAAGCGUGAAACGGCGGCGGCGCUGCUCGUCGUCGCGGUCGCCAGCUUCGUGAGCAUGUCCUCCUUGCUCCUACAGUUGCACCUCACCCGCGAGAACGAACCCGAGGUGCCCGUCUUCGUCAUCACCCGGAAACUCUGGGACUGGGCGGUUCAGAUCUUCCUGCGCAUGCGUGUUGCGGAUAGUCGGGCGUAUCGUCCGGGCGAACUGUGAAGACGGACUGACUGUAAGAGUAACCCAGGUAGAUAAUGAUUUCGUAUGGGCCAUGUCCAUUUCGUGGUUUCCUUAAGUCAACUGUUCCCAUAGCUAGCUACUACCUCCAAUCUACC